Trichomycterus rosablanca is the source of this 1180-nucleotide messenger RNA. Its product is annotated as trace amine-associated receptor 13c-like. Bases 1 to 969 code for a protein of 322 amino acids. Gene Ontology annotation, molecular function: trace-amine receptor activity. Gene Ontology annotation, biological process: G protein-coupled receptor signaling pathway. The record is from RefSeq and is a predicted model, not a curated record. The transcript has a single exon. Gene Ontology annotation, cellular component: membrane. NCBI's taxonomy places the organism in Eukaryota, Metazoa, Chordata, Actinopteri, Siluriformes, Trichomycteridae.
AUGAAUCUUACAGAGCUGAAUCAGUUGGAUUACUGUCUCAACAUCUCCUGUACAGAGAGACCUGGAUCUCCUGCAGUUUAUAUUUUACUGUAUGUUUCUGCUGCUAUUGUGGUUCUACUAACACUGGGUGGAAAUCUGCUGGUCAUCAUCUCUGUUUUUCACUUCAAAAAGCUUCAUACACCCACCAACAUGCUCGUGCUCUCUCUGGCCAUAUCAGAUUUCCUCAUCGGAGCUUUAGUGAUGCCUCAAUUAUUAAUCUGGACAAUUGAGUCCUGCUGGAUUAUAGGUCAAAGGUUUUGCAUAAGCUUUUCACUCUCUACAACCUUCCUGACAUCCAUAUCCAUAUACAAUGUUGUUCUGAUUGCUGUUGAUCGAUAUUUUGCUCUCUCAAACCCGUUUCUCUACAUGAACAAAGUCUCAGUGAUGAGGAUUAAUGUUGUAAUUGUUAUUAACUGGUGUGUGUUGAUGGUAUACAGCUUUGUACUGCUUUAUUUUAAUGGAAAUGUUACAAAUUGGACAAAAUGUCCAGAAACAUGUUUAAUCAUUAUGAAUGAGGUUUGGUCUGUAAUUGAUCUUGUAUUGAUGUUUAUUUCUCCAUGUUCUGUAAUAAUCAUUUUGUAUUCUGGAGUUUUUGUGAUUGCUAAGAAACAUGCCACUGCUAUCAGAGAGCUUAGUAAACAAACAAGGUCUCAAACACACACCGAGUCCAUGAAAUCUGAGAGAAAAGCAGCUAAAGUUCUUGGCAUUUUAGUUUCUGUGUUUAUGGCCUGUUUAUUACCAUAUUUCAUUUAUAGUUUUGUAGGUGAAGCACAGUAUGUUCAGAAAUCUAUUAUUAUUAUUUAUCUUAAUUCCACCAUUAAUCCGGUGAUUUAUGCUCUGUUUUACCCCUGGUUUCGAAGGUGCAUUAAAAUAAUAAUAACACUACAAAUAUUUCAAACUGAUUCUGGAUUAAUAAAUGUUAUUUCAUAAAUUAAACUAUUUUAGACCUUAAGGUUCAGAUUCUAUCUUUAUGUGAAAAAAAUACAUUUAAAAGAUUGUACCAAAAUGUCAUGUAAGCCUGUAAUAAUGAGAUAACAUUUAAUUGAUGUGGUGCUCGUCCAGAACACUGAUACUUUUUUAUAAAUUGCUGAAUACUAGUUUAUUUUUCCACUGUUAAGCACCAUUAAGGAUGUUCUACCUG